Messenger RNA from Chlorella variabilis, 1223 nucleotides. RefSeq lists its product as hypothetical. Gene Ontology annotation, cellular component: oligosaccharyltransferase complex. The transcript is spliced from 9 exons. The coding region runs from base 68 to 1075 and encodes 335 amino acids. NCBI's taxonomy places the organism in Eukaryota, Viridiplantae, Chlorophyta, Trebouxiophyceae, Chlorellales, Chlorellaceae. The record is from RefSeq and is a predicted model, not a curated record.
CAGCUUCUUCUGUCGUUGCUGAGCCUCGCAGUAGAGGCAGGCGCCGGUUUAUUGGUCUCCCGUGGAAAUGAGGCGCUCGGCACUUUGCCUGGGGCUGCUGCUGCUGGUGGCGAUUGGUGGAUCACAAGCAGCUGGUGAUGCCGAGGUGCAGCGGUUGCUGGCGUUGCAGCGCAGCCACGGCGGGGUGAUCGAGCUGGACCCCAAGACCUUUCAGGAGCUGCUGGUUGGCAAGUCGAGGCCCUACUCUGUCAUCAUCGUGGCGGAUGCCAAGGACCUGCGCAGCCAGGGCAAGCUGAAGCUGGGCCAGCUGGUGUCUGAGUUCCGGCUGGUAGCCAAGUCGUUUGCCGCCACCCAUGCCGGCAAGGGCUCCGUCGGCAGCGUCAUCUUUGCGCGCUUGGAGUUUUCCAAAGCCAAGGACUUGUUUGGCAGGAUGGGCAUUCAGGCGCUGCCGUACCUGGCGCGCAUCCCGCCCAGCCUGGCCAUAUCAGAGGGCGGCGCCGUUACCCUGGGCAAGGAAGAGGUGAUGCCCACGACAGGCUACCCCUGGUCGGCAGAGGCGAUCGCGGAGUGGGUGUUGGAGCGCAGCGGCGUGGCAGUGGGCGAGAUCAAGCGCCCAACCCUCAUCAGCACCAGGCUGAUGCCGCUGCUGUCGUUGGCUGUGCUCGCGUGCGUGGCGUUUGUGGGUUACCACCUGUAUUACGCCUCCUUCAUGCGCCACCAGUGGCUCUACGCCCUGGGUGCCAUCGCCGUCUACUGGUUCUCCGUGUCAGGUGGCAUGUUCAACAUCAUUCGUGGCGUGCCGCUGGUGGGCUUUGACCACCGCAAGCGGCAGAGCAUGCUGUUCAUGCCCGGCCAGGGCCAGCUGGGCGCCGAAGGUUUCAUCAUGGGCUCCCUGUACACCACCGUGGGCCUUGCCGUGGCUGCCCUCAUCAUCCUUGCGCCAAAGGUGAAGGACCCCAACACACAGCGCGUGGCGGCGUACGGCAUCAUCCUGGUGGCAUUCAUGGCCUUCAGACUGGUGACCUCCAACCACCUGUGGAAGACAGGUAUGAACACGGAUUGGUACCUGUUUUAGCAUGCAACAAUGCGCCGGUGCAGAGCGAGGCAGGCAGGCAGGCAGCUGGCCUUGCGCCGUAGCCUUCAGUACCCGAACCGCAAAGACAGUUCACAAAGACAAUCAACAAGGAAGUUGUUUUAUCAUGUAACGCUCCCUGUUCUUCUUA